Molecule: messenger RNA, 1545 nt
Organism: Aspergillus viridinutans
Lineage: Eukaryota; Fungi; Ascomycota; Eurotiomycetes; Eurotiales; Aspergillaceae
Product: phosphatidate cytidylyltransferase
Exons: 2
Coding region: 1-1545 (514 amino acids)
Biological process (GO): CDP-diacylglycerol biosynthetic process; cardiolipin biosynthetic process
Cellular component (GO): mitochondrion
Molecular function (GO): phosphatidate cytidylyltransferase activity
Source: RefSeq, a predicted model, not a curated record
AUGCAAGAAGUGACCGCUCUUUUUGUGAAGACUCAACCGGGUUCUUACAUGCGUUUACGCUCUCUUUACCCGUCAAUCCCGCGAUGCUCCCGGACCCGGACUUCUCUACGCUCUUUUUCCAACGACUCUCAUUCACGUUCGUCAACCGAUACCUUCUUCCCGUCCGGUAACCAUGAUACCUUAAGAAGAAGCUCCAAUCCUUCCAGCCAUGGACUCUGGACGCCGUCGCAAUCUACAGCUUCAUUCUCUACCUCCUCUUCGCUCUCGGAGCCAGCAGAUUGGGACGAGAAUCCAAAUCUUUCAAUCUCUACCUUUUCAGAAUUACCGUCCAAAGACUUUGGCGUCAAUCAGCAUAUGAUCAUUAAUCAAGAAUUCAAAGAAGCCCUGCGUCAGAUUCUGUGGCAGUUCCGCGCUCCGAUCCGAUAUGCUUUCGCCUACGGUUCCGGCGUCUUCCCUCAGUCCGGCAGUACAACGGGGUCCAGUCAAUGCCACCCAUCGGCCCCGGCUGCAAUUCAGAAAAUGCAGCAAGGCAAGGGCAAGAUGAUUGAUUUUAUCUUUGGGGUAUCAUAUAGUCAGCAUUGGCACGCACUGAACCUAAGUCAACACCGUGACCAUUACUCCGCCUUGGGGUCUACUGGGUCUUACCUAGUUUCACAGGUACAAGACGGAUUCGGAGCAGGUGUAUACUUCAAUCCUUACGUGACUGUUAAUGGCACGUUAAUCAAAUACGGAGUCGUGAACCUGGAUACCCUGUGUAGGGAUCUCAGUCAAUGGGACACGUUGUAUCUCGCCGGACGGUUACAGAAACCAGUGAAGAUCCUGCGCGACCACCCCAGAGUACGCUUAGCCAACCAGAUUAACCUCCUGUCUGCGGUCCGGGUAGCACUGCUGCUAUUGCCAGCCGAGUUCAGCGAAUUCGAGCUGUACACCACUAUCGCGGGAAUCAGCUAUAUGGGAGAUCUCCGCAUGUCACUGCCGGCGGAGGACCCCCGGAAAGUGCGGAAUAUCGUCUCCGGCCAAAUGGCGCACUUCCGGCGGCUAUAUGCACCUCUCAUUGAGAAUCUUCCCAACGUCACGUUCAACGACAGACGCUGCACGGAGGAAGAUUGGAUCGACGACCCCAAUGCGAACGUGCGUCUUACACAGGAUAUGGACCCGGUGAAACGGGGCAAUAUGGUACGGCGGUUACCCGAAUCAUUCAAGCAGAAGUUGUACUUUCAGUAUCAAUCUCGAUUCGAAAUUCCCCGAGUCGAGUUCAACAAAAUGAUGAAGGAGAGCAGCGACAGCGACUCCGAAGUAGUGCGACGGAGGCAGGGCGGUCCAUUCGAGCAACGAAUCGCAGCUGAUGAGAACCUUAAGAAGGAAGUACAGGAGUCAAUAAUGAAGACGAUUCGUUGGCCAAGUACCGUUCAGACCAUCAAGGGUUUGUUUACUUCAGGGAUCAGCAGAACCUGGCGCUACUUGAGCGAAAAGCAAAGCAAGUACAGAACCUCGGGCCGGAAAGCUAGUGCUUCAGCCGAAGAGACGCCUUCGAAACAAGAAUAG